Heterotrigona itama is the source of this 2081-nucleotide messenger RNA. NCBI's taxonomy places the organism in Eukaryota, Metazoa, Arthropoda, Insecta, Hymenoptera, Apidae. The record is from the annotation of a GenBank genome assembly.
AUGUCAAGUAAAGUUUCUCGCUCAUACGUAGUAAAUACGUACAUAAUAUGAAAACGUAGAUUAGUUCCUAUGUUCAGUGUCUUUCAAGACGAUGAAGUUGGUCACUUGCAGCGCAUAAUUGUAUAUACAUAGUCAAUGUAUGCAUUAUAUCUUUUGCAUACAUAACUGCAUAUAGAAAAUUCACAAUAUAGUUUUGGACAUUUAACGUGUAAAUUUGAAACAGUUUUUCAGCAAUGACCGACGAUUCCAAUGGAGAAUCCACGUUCGAAUUUGUUGAAAGAAAGACAGAUGAAUCGUCUACAUCUGGAGAAAUCGUAAAAACGGGUAAGAAUAAAAGGCAAAACAUAAACACCUGCGUAUCUGUCAAAUUCCUUCACACAAGUAAAAAAAUUUAUGUUCAGUCUAAUAACUGCCGCAGUUUUUUGUAAAACUCAAAAAAUUUUACAAAUAAAUUGUAACAAAUUUAUUUUUUAAUGAUAUAGAAAACAAAAACAUUAUAAUACGAAAUGAACUAUGCACCUUAUGGUAUAAAAUGUUUUAUAUAGUUUAAAAAGAAAAUAAAUUUACUUAACAAGAAAAAAAAAAGUUACCUACUUGAAGAUCUUUUUAUUUAUUCGAAUAAAUUAAUAUAUCGGGAUAAUGUAUCACCUACAUGAAUAAAAAUAAUGUAAUUUUCAGAUUCUUUUAGCAGUUUGUCUUCAUCAACAUCUUUAUUAAUGCCAUUAGGCAUAUCAACAUCUACAGGAAAUUUAUUAUCAAAUGUAGCACCACCCACUGCUUUGCCUAGUUUUAUUUCAAAUCCUGGAACACUGUUAUCAGAAAGGCCUAAUAAUUUGGAACCACCUAGCCAGAAAAAACUUCAUGAACAUGAACCUACUAAAUCGAUGUUAAAUACUAUUAUUCAAUCUAAACCAUUACAGCAAGAAACACAUCAAGUAAUUACAACUCCCAUUGUUACUCCGUCCAUACAAAAUGUACAAACCACAGUGCCAUCAGAAGUCCAGGAUUUAGGAAUGGUUGGGGGUGGUCUGUUAUCAUGGGUUAAAGAAACGGUAGUAAAUAGUAAUGUAUUGAGCAAAGUUGCAGAAAAAGCAAAAAACAGUGUUAAUACUAUGAUCACAACAUUAGAUCCUCAGAUGCAUUCUGGUGGUGAUAUGGAGAUUGUAGUUGCAUCAGAUAAAGAUAUUAAAAUAAGUCCUGUGCGUCAGGCUUUUCAAACAGUUUUUGGAAAGGCAACAGUAACUGGUGUAUCAGUAGAAAGUUCAGCUGUAGCUGCUCAACCAGUUGGUUUUGCUGCUGGCGUAAAAGGAGCAGAAGAAAGAAUUAAUUCUGCUCGAAAUAUUCCGACACUUCCAAAAGAUAUACCUAUAAUUGCAGUAGAAAAUUUUUUGUUAGAAGUUGGAGAAGAUAAAUGGUAUGAUUUGGGAGUGAUAGUUCUUAAUGAUCCGAAACGUAAUGUAAAUUUGCAAACAUUUACUCAAAUGACUCCGGUGCCAAGUCAAAUAGUAACAAUGGCACAAGAAGCCACACCUGAAGAUUAUCCUCUUAAAUGGUCUGGUUUAUCAAUUACUGUUGGUAGUUUAAUGGCAAGCAACUUGCAGGUUCCUCACAAUGAAUGGCAUCACGCACUUACUGGAGUUUCCAGAAGGGAUAUUAUACUGUUAGCAGUUCAAUCGCUAGCUGGUAUCUACAAGAACACAAUUAAUCCCGUCUAAAUUUUUAUGAAUACAUCGACGCAAUUUAUCAACAAAUUGCGUUUUUGUAAAUACAGCUCUAAUAAUUUAUGCUAUACUUGAAUCAAUUAUCAAAAUUUAUUUCUUAGUCGCAUCUUUAACAAGUACCUAACAUUUCAUCACAUUAUUGGAAUGAAUUAUUUGAUUAUUUCAAUUAAUGUGACAUUCUUAUUAAAUUAGUAUUUAUAAAUUAAGAAAAUGUAUUUUAAUUAUAUGUGGUAAUAUGUACAAAAAAUUAAUGAAAGGUAAAAUAUAUUAAAAAAAUAGGUUUGGUAUGUUGAAUGUGAUUAUUUCAUCACAUAUUAAUUAUUAAUAUUAGACUUAUUAACGCGACAGUAUAUUUUAUUA